AUGGCUGCGGGCAGUUGUGAUGAAGGAAGACCGAGUUGUGAGAAUUGCAAAAAGCAUCAGGUCCAGUGUUCAUUUUCUGCGACCGCUGGGGGUGCACCUUCUCCCCCAGGAAUUCCAGGCACUCUUUUGAACAAUGAUGAUGCUAUGUCAGGUACUGGUCAGACAAGCGGUAUAACGUCAGAGCUCGCCAUAUCUGGUCUAGAGCUGCUGCAUCAUUUCUCAACUUCAACCGCGUACACUUUCUCCCAGCACCCGGUCAUCCAAACUUUCUGGCGUCUCAAUGCCCCUCGAAUAGGCUUCUCCGCUCCUUAUGCACUCCGGGCUAUCCUGGCUAUAUCUGCUCUCCAUCUGGCACAUUUGCGACCCAAUCAGAAGCAAUUCUAUGUAAAUCAAGCCGAAUAUCACCAUGAUGCCGCAGUGAGACAAGUGACACCGAACAUCACGCAUCUGAUGCAGGACGACAGCGCCGGUUGCUUCUUGUUCUCAAUUCUUACCAGUUUCAUAGCCUGCGCCAAACCUAGAAAACUGGACGACCUGUUGCUUUUUAGACGAGGAGAAAUCUCCGAGUGGCUGGUGCUUUUCCGGGGUUCGGGAACGAUUGCCAAAUAUGCCUCAGAGGCGUUAUGGUCCGGUCCCAUGGCGGCCAUCCUUAAUAUCCGCAGCGCUCGUUCGAAAGUUCGCAAAAGCCUGACGGCUGACGAUAAAAGCUCAAUACCCGACGUGGAGCGUCUGAUCCGAAAAGAGGUUCAUAAUGAGGACAAUUUUCUUGGAUGCCUGGGAAGAAAUGAAAUGGGCGUAUAUACCGUGGACAGACCAAUGUCCUACACAAUGGGAAACGGACGACGUAUUUGUGUGGCUGCUGAGUGUGUCACAAGAAUAUCUGGAACUCCUGAUGGAGCAGCGACCGGUGGCACUGGUAAUUUUUGGUUUCUUCUGCCCCCUCCUGCGUCGACUGGAGUGGAUGUGGUGGAUUGA
Aspergillus affinis is the source of this 975-nucleotide messenger RNA. RefSeq names its product Zn(II)2Cys6 transcription factor. Gene Ontology annotation, molecular function: zinc ion binding; DNA-binding transcription factor activity, RNA polymerase II-specific. The record is from RefSeq and is a predicted model, not a curated record. The transcript is spliced from 2 exons. NCBI's taxonomy places the organism in Eukaryota, Fungi, Ascomycota, Eurotiomycetes, Eurotiales, Aspergillaceae. Gene Ontology annotation, biological process: regulation of transcription by RNA polymerase II. The coding region runs from base 1 to 975 and encodes 324 amino acids.